GCCAAGUUCCAUGCGGGCGUGGCCUGGGAUGCGCAGCAGGAUGUGCGGCUGUGCCGAAGCUACUUGAACGUGUGGGACGGGCAGCUGUGGGCGCCAUCUAACUGCGAUGGGCUGUACUGCGGCGACAGAACCAAGCUCAAGGCCAGACCAGGCUCCAGCGCUCCACACAGCGGCCCCAGCGGCCGCAAGAACGUCACCCUGCUGGCCCGGUACUGCAAGGAGCACGUGUCGCGGAGCUGCGACCACUCCGCGCUGGCCAACGCUACGCGGCUGCCGAGGCCGUGCACACUGGCCGAGAGCUUCCUCACCUCAGGCGACAGCCUGACGCUGGAGCUGAAGUUGGCCGACUCGACGGCGCUGAGGCCAGUGACUUUCAAGGCACUCUACGAGUUCGUGGACCUACACGUGGACGGGGAGCCCUACGGUGACGGGCCGUGCUCCAGGAGAUUCGGCAACGUCGCACAAGGUGACAACGAUGCUCAACACACGUUCCGAUCUCCGAGGGACGUGUUUCUGUAUGGAAGAGGGGGCGCAAAGAACAUCAGCUGUGUGUACCGUUUCGAAGUGAACAAGGACGAGCGCAUCAAAAUCACCCUUACUGAAAUGACAAUCAAGCAUCGCGCCUGUCAAACUGUCAUCAGCAAGGACACGAAUCGUCUAGACUGUCUCGGCAACUCCUCUGCCACUCUCAGGUUCUAUGAGCUGCCCUGGGCAGACGUACCGGGCGUACCCAGAGACUGCCUUUGCGCCGUCGACAAAGACAAACUCAUUCCCUUCACGUACGUCUCGACAACCAACGUCGUGGAGUUGAGGUUCAACGUGAUCGGAAUGAACGCUUCGGACGACUUCGAUUCGUUGUUCUUCGAGGGCAGCUGGAAGUUCAUCAAGACGCCGGGGUGCGAGAGGGAUUUGAGGCUGAGAGGACCCAGUGGGGAGGUUGUGUUUUCCUAUCCUCCUCCUCCAGAACAGGCAAACUGCGAAUUCAAUCCUCGUGUUAUUAUCCCAGCACCCAACAAGUACCUGUACGUGAAAAUACGUGGUUCCAUUAUGAAACAUUCUACCAAAAUGGGGAACGGUACCAUACGCACAAUCACAACUGGCCAACAUUGUGACACUGCCAACAGAAUCAUGAUCCACACUGCCCUGUACACGGCCCAAGUAUGCCCCAGUGAGCGCUACUCUCGGGCCCACCUGGUGGAGGUCUUCUCCGAAGGCUGGCACCCCAGAGGCGACCAGGCGGUCGACGGAGUCGCCCUGGAAAGGAUUCAGAUCGACCGUCUCGGCCUGGAGCUAUCCAAGACGGUGGUUGUGGAGUUCUACGGGAGGCAGGAGGGGGAGUAUUCGAUUAUGUGGUUGGAAUUGGCCAGAAGGCGUGACUACCCGCCCAAUGGUCUCGGCCUGUUCAUGAUGCAUCCCGACGAAUGUCAGUUCUUGUGCCCCGAACUGGCCGCCUGCGUAGACCCUUCGGUGUGGUGCGACGGCCUCGAGGACUGCCCUUCGGGCAUCGACGAGGCGCUGACGCACUGCUCGCUGCUCUUCCAGCUGCCCCCCGUCUACCUCUUUUUCGGCGCCUUGGGGGUCAUUGUUUCCAGUAUUCUAACGAUACUCAUCUUGUGGAAAACAUGUCGCCGAAGGCCCAGAUCUAUCCUCCAGACUCGCCUCAAGAGCCUAUCCUCCGACACCGCCAUCAUCGACGAAAAGGGCAUCUACAGCUACAGCUGAC
Molecule: messenger RNA, 1723 nt
Organism: Phaedon cochleariae (mustard beetle)
Lineage: Eukaryota; Metazoa; Arthropoda; Insecta; Coleoptera; Chrysomelidae
Source: the annotation of a GenBank genome assembly